Molecule: messenger RNA, 2208 nt
Organism: Ostrinia nubilalis (European corn borer)
Lineage: Eukaryota; Metazoa; Arthropoda; Insecta; Lepidoptera; Crambidae
Exons: 1
Coding region: 1-2208 (735 amino acids)
Biological process (GO): proteolysis
Molecular function (GO): aspartic-type endopeptidase activity
Source: RefSeq, a predicted model, not a curated record
AUGGUUAAUGAGUCCGCACCCAUACUGAAAGAACUGAUUGACACCACGAAUGAUUGUAUGUCCACUUUACUGAACAUUGGUGUCAACGUGGGGAGCUGGGACGUGAUUGUUGUACAUAUUUUGAGUCAGAAAUUGGACACAGAAACCAAACGUAGUUGGGAGUUUUACGUGAAUAGUCAUAGCUCGGCGGAUCAGCUACCAACAUAUUCAAUGUUUCAGGAGUUUUUGACAAGUAGAUACCGCGCAAUCGAAUUUUUGGUUUCUGGAUCCAACACACCUAGGAAAAACGUGACUCAAAAUUCAAAUAAGUUGAAAGCCCUCCAUGUAAAUAACCAUAGUUGUGUUUUAUGUAAGGAAGCACACACACUUGCAUUUUGCCCGUGUUUUGCGAAAGAAACAGUUGACAGACGUAGAGAUUUCGUGCAGGACAAUAAUAUUUGUUUCAAUUGCUUAGGUAGAAGUCACCCAGCUAAGUAUUGUCGUAUCAAAACAAGGUGUCAGAUCUGCAAAAGGAAGCACCACUCACUGCUUCAUUCUAAUGGGAAAUUUAUUUCAGAAGCCAGUGAGGAUAAGGAACAAGGGUCUUCGGCAGUAGUCAGUUGUACGCUUACUGAAGAAUCAGGAGGUGCAGAAGGAAUUAUUACUUCGUGUUUUUCGGCGGAUAAAACGGGAAAACAGGUACUAUUAGCUACAGCUGUGGUAAAUAUUGAAGCUAAUAACGGAACACGGAGAACGGUACGCGCUUUGCUCGAUCAAGGAUCGCAGGCGUCAUUUGUGACCGAAGCGACGAUACAAGGUUUGGGUUUAAAGAAGACAAAGACGAAAAACGUUGUAUCAGGUCUGGGAGGAGAUAAAAAGGUCAUCAUCAACUCGACGGUUAACAUCAACUUGCAGUCAUGGGUCAAUCCUGAAAUCAAGUUCAAGGUCAAGGCGUACGUGUUAAGAAAGAUCACAGCUUGUCUUCCCGCGAAAAAGGUUAGUGACCUGGAAGGUUUGGAUUUAACGGGAAUUACCUUGGCUGAUCCUGAGUACCACACGCCCAAUAAAGUGGAUCUUUUGCUAGGUGCAGAUGUGUACGGGCAGAUUCUGCAAGAAGGAUUAAGGAAAGGUAUCCAGGGUGGAGUGAUUGCACAAUCUACAGCUUUAGGCUGGAUCAUUUCGGGCACGGUUAUGGAUUCACAGCAGAAGCCAAAGAGUAUAGUAGUAAUGCAUUCACUGAUCGAUGAAAAUGAUCUCCUUAAGAAGUUCUGGGAACUGGAAGCGGAACCUGAAAUAAAAAGAGAAAAAAUGUUUACAGAGGAAGAAAAAAGAUGUGAGGAGAUAUUCACAAAGACAACUUCAAGAGACGAGGAAGGGAGAUAUGUAGUUCGACUUCCCUUGAAGAAUGAUCCUCAUUGUGUAGACAACUCCAGGGAGAUAUCUGAAAGGAGAUUUCUUUCGUUGGAACGGAAAUUCAUGAAGAAUGAAGCCUUGAGAGAGAAGUACUCUGAAGUGAUGCAAGAAUACAUAGAUCUGAAUCACAUGGAACUUGUACCUGAUGAUCAAGUUGACAAUCCAUUGGCGAUAUACUUACCCCAUCACGCAGUCAUACGAGAAGACAGGGAAACGACGAAGGUACGGGUAGUGUACGAUGCCUCCUGUAAGGGUAAGAAUAAUAUGUCUCUAAAUGAUAACCUUCUAGUGGGACCUACCUUACAGUCAGAGCUACGGCACUUGGUGAUGCGAUGGCGUACGUACCCCGUUUGUCUCACGUCUGACAUAGCCAAAAUGUAUCGGCAAGUGAAGAUCUCGGAAUCAGAUGUGGAUUUUCAAAGGAUUCUCUGGAGAGAUAACCCUGAAACUAAGAUAAAGCACUAUAGAAUGCUAAGAGUGACGUUUGGAACUGCAGCUGCGCCAUACUUGGCUGUCAAGACAUUGCAACAAGUGGCUAUUGAUGAGGGUGGGAGUUAUCCUAUGGCAGCGGAGAGAGUAUUAAGAGAUUUUUACAUGGAUGACCUAUUGACGGGAUGUCAAACUAAAGAAGAAGGAUUCCAGAUAUUUAAAGAAAUGAAUGAAUUGCUGGAAAAAGGAGGAUUCGAGUUAAUGAAAUGGACAAGUAACUGCGAUGAGUUAAUAGAAGAGAUGAAAAGAGAAACAGGGAUGAAAGAGGUUCAAGAGGGAUUGAAGAUUAAGUCAGAUGAAACAAUGAAGAUAGUUGGACUUACCUAG